AUGUCUAGAAAUCCAAGCCACGAACGCUGCAUUACAGAAAGUGGAGAUGUAUUAGAAGUAAUCAGGGAAGAGCAACAUUCCCCGACUGUCUCAUCAGUUAAAAUGGAUGCCACUGGCAGCACCAAAAUAGAAGCAACACCAAGAGAUCCCUCAGCUGAAUGCGCCUGUCCUAAACCGAUAGUGAAGGAAGGAGAUAUUUCUAACAAGGAGGAAAUUAUUAAAUUGCUCAAAGAAAGAGAGAAUUUGUUGAAGGCGUUGUAUCAGAAAGAUUUAGAAAAUGAAAUCAGAAUUUUGAAGAACAGAUUCGAUUUUAUUUUACAGAAUGAAGAAAUACGCACUUCCUAUAUGCUACGCGAAGCGCACAGAGAGCGGAAGGAGAAGAUUAGCGCCCUCCAAACCCAACUUGAAUGUAAGAACCUGGCUGGACUCAUGUACGUGCUGUGCUCUGAACGAAGAAGAUGCAAGUUUGAAAAGUUGCAAUUGGUUCAAGAAUAUACGAAAUAUAUAGGAGUUCUUCAAGACACUUUAGCUGACGCGCAGGCAUUGAUCCUUCAACUCGUACGAGGCCAUAAGAUCGCUUCCAAAGUUGAUGACGAGUGGCAAAUGAAGAUAAAAAGCAUUAUUAAAGAAUUUCAAAACUUCGUGUGUAAUUUCGCCGGUGGUGCACCGGAAAUGAGUCAAUACUUCUUCGAUUUAUCUGAGCUCUUUAAGUCGGAAUUGCCAGAAGCAGAACUUGCCGCGGAUGACUCUUCGCAAUCAGACAAAGAGCCCGAAGAACAAAUAGCAGAUAAACCGUGGUGGGAAAUGCUAGAAGGAAACGACGUUCCUUUCGUCAUGUUCGGCGAUAUGGCGGAGCUCAAAGCACCGCAGAGGAGAAACGUGUUGAAAGCUGUAAAGUCAGGCAAAACAGUGCCAAACGAUUGGAAACGUUAUGUUUUUAACGACAAGAUCCUAAAUUCGAAGUGUCCGAAUGCUGAUGAUAUUAAAAAUGAAUACUUGAAGCGUUUACCAGGGAAGUGGGAAUGUUGCAAUGAACAGACACAGGAAAGGGAGAGCAACUCCAACCAUCGUAUGCCGCAAGCUAGCGUGGAUAUCAGAGGCAAUAUGGGCUCCGUUUUAAGGAUCAUUGCAUCCUGCGGUUAUGGUCAACCUGUGACAAAAACAACUUUACUCGGUGCGAGAGACUCCAUGGAGAUAGCUUCUACACCGCGAUUGCGCGAGCGACUAAGAAAUUCGGAUCAAAAUAAUGUUGUUCUCAAUAUUGGAGGCAAACGAGCUUCCAGAUUUGAUGACUAUUAUCAAGAAAUACCAUUGAACGAGACUGAAGACUUUGAGACUUCGCCAAGACAAGAGUCCCAAAUUGAAGAGGAAGAGAUCAUCGAAGAAUCAUUUUCUACUCUUGGGAGUAUUCACAACGACAGCCUCCAAAUGAUUCCAAGCCAUGUGCCCGAUAGAGACGCUAAAAUUAACAAUGAAAAGGUGUGUCCGAUGGAGAAGUGUCAGAGAAUGCAAAUGGACUCUUUUAUUCGAACCCUUCCACCGUACAUGCGGGCGAACCCUUUCACGCACUUUGAGAAGACAUAUGAAGAAUAUGAGCUUUGUACGCCCGAACAACUUGAGAUUCUAAGGCAGCGUAUUGAGAGUAAGAAGAAAGAAAACAAGGCUGAUUUAGAACAUGUAGAGGAGUCUCCGCUUUUAGAAUGGACUGAAACUUCAAAUUCAGUGGCGCUGCAGACAUCAGAAUCCUCAGCAUCUGUUCCUCCAUGCACUUGUCACGAGAGUAUAAGAGAGAAGACAAAUGGAAGAGUCUAUAAUAUUGAGGACCUCAUACCUAUCAAGAAAGCGAUAAACGAAAUCAACAAGAAACUCUUCUACAAUAGCAGGAUUGAGUUUAACAGGUUCAAAGUUGUCGGAGAAUGUGACAGAAACAGCGUACACGAACACCAAAAGAACGGCAGAGCGCACGAAAUACAGCAAAUUCUACAAGAGCGUCCGAGUCUAUGUGAUAUCUUUCAAGGAAAUACACAUUGA
Messenger RNA from Parnassius mnemosyne (clouded apollo), 2031 nucleotides. The record is from the annotation of a GenBank genome assembly. Lineage: Eukaryota; Metazoa; Arthropoda; Insecta; Lepidoptera; Papilionidae.